AUGACAUCGAGCUUCAAAACAUGCUCAGGCCCUGACAAGCUGUUACGCGAUCAGUUCACGUCAAGUGGUUACCACCAUGGAGGGCCUUACCUGUACAGCUUCGUGCUGCCAGCGUUCAAGAACCUUGAUUACGACAAAUGGAGCAUGGACUACUUUGGAGGGGAUCCGUGCCUGCUCCCUCCUGUAGCAUGCAAUGCACAAGGCUACGUGACUCGCUUAAUCUUGGCCUCGUUUGUCCCUCCCAUCAACGGCACCUUAAGCCCCUACAUCCGCUUCUUUCCCUAUUUGCAAGAACUCAACAAGUUCACAGGGAGCGUGAAGGCUGUUGGUAACCUGCCUCGCGUUGCUGAUCUGCGACUGCAGAACAAUCGACUGUCCGGUACCGUACCCGCUGCAUUCAAGGAUAAUACAUGUGAUCCAUUUACAGGCAACCCUGAUCUUUUCUGCCCACCAGACUUCGCCUCCGCAGAGCCAACCAGCGCUGCAACACUGCCAGAGGCUCCCCCUUCCUCGUCCUCCUCCAUCUGGCCAAUUAUCGUCGGGAUUCUGGCUGGCGUCGUUUGUCUUGUUCUGUUCCUAGCUGCUGCGUGGUGGUGGUGGAGGCGGCGGCGGCGGCAGCAGAAGGAGAGGGUCACGGGGGACGAAGAGGUAUUGGAGAAGGACGAAAUGAAUGACCCGCUGCAUGAGGAGAUCCUGGGCCACCUGCAGCAGCUGCAGCGGUUUCGCCUGGAGGACCUUCGCAAGGCAACGAGCGGGUUCAGCAGCAGUCUGCUGCUGGGGGAGGGGGGGUACGGGCUGGUGAACCGAGGGAGCCUCAGGGAUGGCAAGCAAGUGGCAAUUAAGCUGCUCAAGAAAGAGAGGCGGGGCACUGAGGAGGCGUUUAUCAACGAGGUGAAUGCCAUCAGUGGUGCCGUGCAUCGCAACCUGCUCAGGCUGGAGGGCUUCUGCGUGGAGAGGGGCGAGCGGGCGCUGGUCUUCCCAUUCCUGCCACAUGGGUCUGUUGCUGACUACCUUAAAGGUGGCAGGAUGAGAGACGACAAAACGCCGCUGACGUGGAAGCACAGGAGGAAGAUUGUACUGGGGAUCGCUGAGGGGCUGGCAUACAUGCACACUGACUGCACUCCCCGACUCAUUCACUUCGACAUGAAGGCCGAGAAUGUGCUGCUAACAGAGGACAACGACCCGGUCAUUUGCGACUUCGGCCUGUCAAAGCUGGUGGAAGUCGACGUGAUACCCUCAACUGCCAGGGGAAACAGACCCAGUGCAGCAGUGCGGGGAACCCUAGGCCACCUCGCUCCAGAGCUCUACAAUACUGGCAAGUGGUCUGAGAAGACUGACGUGUUUGGCUUCGGUGUGCUGCUAGUUGAAGUCAUUGCUGGCUGCAGCGUUUUCGACCUGCCCAUGGGCCAACAGGAGGAGAAGGAAGGAGGAACCAAGGAGGAUGAAGAGAGAGUGGAGGAGGGGGAGAAGGAGGGGGAGAAGGAGAGGGAGGAGGGGGGUGAAAAGGAGGAAGGAGAUGAGAUGUCACUGUGGGAGUGGGUGACGGGGGAGAUGCAGCAGGGGCAUGUGGCCACGCUGGUGGACGCGCAGAUCCGAUCCCACCCGGCUGACUGCGACCCACUGGAAGUGCAG
Closterium sp. Yama58-4 is the source of this 1632-nucleotide messenger RNA. The record is from the annotation of a GenBank genome assembly. Lineage: Eukaryota; Viridiplantae; Streptophyta; Zygnematophyceae; Desmidiales; Closteriaceae.